CUCAGGAAGGAAGCAGCAGGAAGGCGCGCUUUUGGCACGUGGAGACCGGUUUUUUACUUUUAAGUUUGAAUUUCGUCAUUGGAUAUUGAUUCGGGUUAACGAAGGAUGAGCACCGAAUUAGAACGAGGCAAUGUCGCGGUGUUGGACCUCUCUAAGGACAGCACCGCUCUCCCCGACUCUACCAUCUUGGGGGACGAGCACAAAGUCACGUCUGAUUCGUCAGUAGAAAAACCCAUGGGGAACGGCUCUGUAGUGGAAAACGGAGUCUGUCCUACGUCGUCGCCAGGGAAGAAGGAGACACAUCCAGGCAGCAACAUCACAGUUCCAACCAAACCUCCCAGAACACCUGCUCCCGAAGAGGCCAAUCACAAGAGUUCAACAGAGGAACCCAAAGCAGUUCCAUUGUCCUCAACGGGUUUGGCUACAACUUUGGCGCCGGCCGAGCAUCUAUGGACCACGCGCAGAGACGAGGCGGUGAGGCUGAGGAUGGAGGGGUCCGGACCGGCGGCGGAGACCCCCAUCACCACUCAUCAGAUGUUCUUGGAGACGGUGGAAAACAACGGGGAUCACGCGGCGCUGGCGUACAAGAAGGACGGACAGUGGGUGACCGUGACCUACAGGCAGUACUACGAGCAGUGCCGUGCAGCUGCUAAGAGUUUCCUCAAGCUGGGACUGGAGCGCUUCCAUGGUGUGGGAAUUCUAGGAUUCAACGCUCCAGAGUGGUUUAUUGCAGAUAUUGGCUGCAUUUUCGCCGGUGGUCUGGCCGCUGGCAUCUACACCACAAACUCCCCUGAAGCGUGUCAGUAUGUGGCUGAAAACUGUGAGGCCAACGUCCUGGUCGUGGAGGACAAGAAGCAACUGGACAAGAUUCUGCAGGUUAAAGAUCAACUUCCUCACCUCAAAGCCAUUGUUCAAUACAAGGGUGAGCUGCACCAGAAAGCGCCGUUCCUCUACACAUGGGAUGAGUUCAUGAAGCUCGGGGAGGAUGUGCCCAACGAGCAGCUGGACGCUGUGAUCAGCAGCCUGCGGGCGAACGAGUGCUGCACGCUCAUCUACACCUCAGGGACCACGGGGAACCCCAAAGGCGUCAUGCUGAGCCACGACAACAUCACGUGGACGACACUGGCUGCAGGUAAAAUGGCCAAUCUCAACUACGCAGAGGAGGUUUUAAUCAGUUACCUGCCGCUGAGCCACGCCGCGGCACAAGUCAACGACAUGUGGAUGUGUAUGAGAUACGGAGGGACCACGUACUUCGCACAACCAGAUGCUCUCAAGGGAUCUCUAGGUACAACCCUGAAAGAGGUGCGGCCCACGUCCUUUCUGGGGGUUCCUCGAGUUUGGGAGAAGAUGCAGGAAAAGAUGAAAGCUGCUGGGGUCAAGGCUUCACCCAUGAGGAGACGAUUCGCCGACUGGGCCAAGUCCAUCGGGCUGCAGUACAACUACAGUGCCAUGAAUGGGGAGAAUGUCGUGCCGUGGGGCUUCACAUUGGCCAACAGUUUGGUUUUCAAAAAGGUGCGCGCUGUUAUGGGUCUAGAUCGCUGCAAACUGUGUCUGACAGGAGCCGCGCCCAUCACCAAAGAAACUCUGGAGUACUUCAUGAGCCUGAACCUGCCUCUGAUGGAGUUAUACGGCAUGAGCGAGAGCUCCGGACCUCACACCGUCUCUGUGCCCACUUCAUUCAGGCUCACAGGUUGUGGAAAGGUGAUGCCAGGCUGCAAGACAAAACUGGAAAAUCCGGACCAAGAUGGGAAUGGAGAGGUUUGUUUCUGGGGCCGUCACGUGUUCAUGGGAUACCUGAACAUGCCUGAUAAAACCACAGAGGCUCUGGAUGAGGACGGCUGGCUGCACUCGGGAGACCUGGGACGACACGACCAGCACGGGUUUCUCUACAUCACAGGACGGAUAAAGGAGUUGAUCAUAACAGCAGGUGGAGAGAACAUCCCUCCUGUUCCCAUUGAAGACGCACUGAAGGCUGAAGUCCCCAUCAUCAGUAACGCCAUGCUGAUCGGAGACAAGCUCAAAUUCUUGUCGAUGCUUCUCACGCUCAAAUGCGUUGUCGACGAUAACGGUGAGCCCACUGACGACCUGAGUCCAGAGGCUUUGGACUUCUGCCGGCGACAUAACGUCACGGCGACAAAGGUGUCAGAGAUCGUAGCCAAUAAGGAGCCAGCGAUCUACCAAGCCAUCCAAGAGGGAUUUGAGCGCGUCAAUGCCAAAGCCACAUCCAGAGCCCAGAACGUACAAAAGUGGGUGAUUCUAGAGCGAGACUUCUCCAUCUCUGGGGGAGAGUUGGGUCCCACGAUGAAACUCCGAAGGCCUAUUGUCGUCAAGAUGUACCAGGAAAUGAUCAACGACAUGUACGCGGUGGGAGACAAACCAUAACCCAAAAACUCCCACAAGAGGAGGUGUUUAAGGAGACGUUUCCUUGUGCCCAAACCCGAACAAUCAUCAUAUAUUUAUAGAUGAUCUUCUGACCCACUUUUCAAUGCAAAUGUGUUCUGAGCAUAACUGUGGAAGCUGUGAGUUUGUGCUGCUAUGUAAUUCUUGUAAAAGUUGUAUUUUCAACUCGACGCGACACCGUUUAAUAGCCGUGUACUUUUUGUAAAUAAAAAGCUAAACAAAGCCAAAUGCUUUUUAGAGCAUAAUAUUGUUAUUUUAGUGCAGAUUAAUAUUCUUCCAGAACUGAUAAUAUCAAAGAAAAGCCAACUGCUCUGCCUGUGGUAGUAUUUUUUUUGGUAAUUUUGGCUUUUUACAAACUGUGAUUUUAUGAUGAUGUGUUUUGAAUUAAACUCAUAAAUAAACUCAUAAAUCUGACAAUUUUCAGAUAUUAACGAAUGCCUCAUAGGCCGUUUGUAUUUAUUAGCUCUAUUUAAAUUGCUCUUGUGCAUAUGAAAGUUCCACUAUGUGCUCUCCAUGUACAGUUCAACAAAUGUAUAUAUUAUAUAAUUGUUUUAUCAAAAUUGUCAAUAAAAUUUGCAGAUUUGAAUCUUGU
Messenger RNA from Periophthalmus magnuspinnatus, 2992 nucleotides. RefSeq names its product long-chain-fatty-acid--CoA ligase ACSBG2-like. NCBI's taxonomy places the organism in Eukaryota, Metazoa, Chordata, Actinopteri, Gobiiformes, Gobiidae. Gene Ontology annotation, cellular component: endoplasmic reticulum; membrane. The coding region runs from base 106 to 2382 and encodes 758 amino acids. The record is from RefSeq and is a predicted model, not a curated record. Gene Ontology annotation, molecular function: long-chain fatty acid-CoA ligase activity. The transcript has 15 exons.